CAAAAAAUGAUGACGAAGAAAAAGAACAGGAAUGAGAAGACGGCAAAAAAAAAAGGAAGAAAGGGAAACCAGACGGAGAAGAGGAGGCAGAGAGGUUGGAGACAGCCAGUCAGAAGCUACCAGCGCAGUAGCCUUACCCCCGGCCUGGCCCUGCUCGCCUUACCUUACCUAACCUCUCCCACCUCCUCCACCACCAACUUAUCUCUUUUUUUUUUUAAACCUAUUUGCACCUACACCUAGCAACAGGCAAGUGGCACACGUACGUCUCUCCUCCUCCUCCUGCUUCUCCUCUCCUUCGUGCUGCAAUUCUUCUGCCGGUUAUUACACCCGCAAUUCUAUCGCCGCCUCUGUUGUGAACUCAUUUGGUCCUACUCUUGCCCGUCGUCUGUUUGCCCUAUCCACUUACCCGUAUUGGGUGCCGCUCCUCAUGCCCACCUCCCCUCCUCGGGUAUCCCAGGCAGCUUCGUGAGAGAGGGCGAUCCGUUUUCGCGAGAGCUCCUCUUUGGAUACAUCCCAUUCAUGUGCGGGUCCCUCCUCGUGCACCCGCCACAAUUCCUGAACCUCCCGUGGUGUACAAGUAGAUAGGCGCAUGGACGAUCUAGACUCCAGAGAUGCCGUGCUUGACGAAGCCCCCGUGGCUGACGAUUCUUCCUCCUUCCUCUCGUCCCGCGGCCUCGAAGCCUUUACUAGAAAAGUCACCACCACGGCCAGCCACCUAGUAGGACCCAACGGCAUCGACCCGGCCGGGAACCACUACCACAAUGCCAUGGCCCAAGUACACAAGCAUCUGAAGAGACCAGCUAUCCAGCAGGGCAUGUUCACCAUGGCUCGCACCACGCCUACCGACUUGGUCCGCUCCAAGUUCUCGACCACCGAAAUCCGGUCCCGAGCCCUGUCGUACGUACCGGACGAGAUGCUCAAGAACAUACCCGAGAACGAUAACGCAUAUUCCCUCUUCCAAGGCUUCAAAGCCACCUACCCCGAGCUGGAAAACGGCGUCUCGAGACAUCGGCGGGUGUCUAGAGGGCGGAAAAUGCUCGACGAGAUCCCGUCGAGUUCCGACAGCCCCCAUCAUCUCCACAAGCUUAAAAAAGAGCGAUCCUCGCUCAUGCACGAGCUGGAAAUGCUCGGCAUCCGAAAAAACCUGGCCAGCAGCGAGAUCCGCGAGAUCGAUAACAAAAUUGCUAACCUGAGCGGCAUGAGACGCAUCAUACUGGAUAGGCUGGCGGGCUUGGAGCAGGAAGAAGCCCUAUUAGAACACGAUAUUGUGGAGAUGGAGGGCCGGAUAGAUGAUGCCCAAGACCUCGUCGACGAGGCCGAAUCGAUAGCUGCUGCCCUCGAUACCCCUUUGAAAUCGGACGACGACGACGACUUGGUGACGGAUCGCGAUGCCGACGAAUUCAUGUCCAAAUCCGUGUAUGAGAAGCUCCCUUCGGCGUCGGGCGCGCAUUCGAAGCGGGGAAGACACAAGACCACCAAGCAUCGAAAAUCGAUGCCGGUGUUGCACGAGCAUUUCGAACCGGGCUACAUGAUACGGGAGAUCAAGACUCACACCGACAUGAUCACGGCCGUAGACUUCGACGUGCCUUUCGGCACCAUGGUGUCCGCCUCCUUGGACGACACGGUCAAGGUAUGGGACCUGAAUGCGGGGCGUUGCAUCGGUCUGCUCGAGGGUCACACGGCCUCGGUCCGCGCCUUGCAAGUGGAAGAUAAUAUCCUCGCUACCGGCUCUAUGGAUGCGACCGUCCGGCUAUGGGACCUGAGCAAGGCCCAUUACGACCCGCAAGGUAGUCAAUUCGGAAGAAGCGACGAGGAGGACGACGGCAUGGCCUUCGAGAACCCCAACGACCAACCCGUAGACCCCCCCGAGGAUAGCAUGGCGGACUGUCCGAUUUUUACGCUGGAAUCCCACAUGGGCGAGAUAACGGCUCUGCACUUCCGCGGCGACGUUCUCGUCUCGGGCUCAGCCGACAAGACGCUCCGGCAGUGGGAUCUCGUGAAAGGACGGUGCGUUCAGACGUUGGACGUGAUGUGGGCGGCGGCGCAGGCCUCCGUCUCCAUCGGCACCGGCGAGGGGACGUGGCGGCAAACGAACCGGCCGACGGCGGCCACGGCCGAUUUCGUGGGCUCGUUGCAAGUUUUCGAGUCCGCGCUCGCCUGCGGCACCGCUGACGGCAUGGUAAGACUUUGGGAUCUGCGGAGUGGCCAGGUCCACCGCAGCCUGGUUGGGCACACCGGACCGGUUACGUGCCUGCAGUUCGACGAUGUCCAUCUCGUGACGGGAAGCUUAGAUCGGAGUAUUAGGAUAUGGGACCUGCGCACGGGAUCUAUAUUUGACGCCUUCGCCUAUGACCACCCCGUUACGAGUAUGAUGUUCGACAACCGGCGUAUCGUCAGCGCGGCGGGCGAGGACGUGGUCAAGGUGUACGACAAGACGGAGUCGAGACAGUGGGAUUGCGGCGCGGGUGUCGGGGGGGAGGACAGGGAUAGGGCGCCGGCCAUCGUCGAGCACGUCCGCAUCAAGGACGGCUACCUGGUCGAGGGGAGGCGCGACGGCAUCGUCGGCGCCUGGGCGUGCUAGACGAUGAUGAUGAUGACGAUGAUGACGAUGAGUCCUUUUCUGCCGCCGCCGCCGCUGUCGGUCACCAUUCCUACCUAACCUCAUUCGCUAUCCUCGCUCGCAUGUACCUAGGCGCGAACUCUAUAUGUACAUAUGUAUACCAUUGGGAAGAUAACGGACGCGCCCUCAACCCCCUCCCCCCCUGCGCGCGUCGAGGGAGCGGAGGAGCGGCGGCGACGACGACGACGACGACGACGCUUGUUGCUUGCCUGCUUGGUUGGUUGUUGCUGCCGCGUGAGUCUCGCGACCUCGAUC
Molecule: messenger RNA, 2875 nt
Organism: Durotheca rogersii
Lineage: Eukaryota; Fungi; Ascomycota; Sordariomycetes; Xylariales; Xylariaceae
Product: mitochondrial division protein 1
Exons: 4
Coding region: 590-2581 (663 amino acids)
Molecular function (GO): protein binding
Source: RefSeq, a predicted model, not a curated record